Molecule: messenger RNA, 756 nt
Organism: Nerophis lumbriciformis (worm pipefish)
Lineage: Eukaryota; Metazoa; Chordata; Actinopteri; Syngnathiformes; Syngnathidae
Source: RefSeq, a predicted model, not a curated record
AUGGCGACGACGCUGUACCCCGAAGAGAGUAUUUAUAAUUAUUUACCUGACAUAUUUCCCGCCGAAAAAAAGAUAAAGUAUAAACCCAGAUACUUACCGGUACUCAGUAUGGAGGACAAAGUGCGGAAGAAAACUAUGAAAACGAUGGGCCCAGCUAAAGUCGAGGCCCCAUCUCCAGAUAAAUACCUCAAGAAGCAUUCCAAAGAGCCCAAACUGCCUGAAAAAAAAGAGCAUAGUCAUCGCACAUGCACAUGCACAACAAAGAAACCGCGAGUCCCCUUGAGGUCCGAACAUCCACAAAUGCAGCUAAACACUCAGAAAAACUUCUUGAAACCCACUGCAACAGUGCGGCCAAAGUCGCAUGAGGCCAUUUCUGUCGACACCAACCGGGGCCACAGGGCGCCCCUGGAACAUUCCGGACUGGUCCCAAAAUACAUCAAGAAAAAGAGUUACGGCAAAGUUCCCGUGUACCUACAGCACCGCAUCCAGGAAAUGGAAAGAUCUACAGAGGACCACAACAUGUAUGUGAAGGACAGAAGCCCCAUGAGGCAGCUGUCGGAGGAGGAACGACAAGAUAACUUGGAGCGCCUGAAGAGAACCUUGGCCGAGGUAAUGGAGAAGUACCAGCGUAUGCCGGUGGUGGUGGACACGCUGAUGAGGAAGACCCGCAAGGAGCAACUGGAGGAGGAGAUGACGCAGCUGGAGAGCGAUGUCUUCCUUUUUGAGAAGUUUAAGACCAUCUACAUCGCCAAUUAG